AAUGCUGCUACUUCCUUUCACAACACCAUGAAUAAUACCAUGCCUAGUUCUAGUGAUCAAUGGCUGCCAUUCUAUGACCAAGCCAUUGAUGGGGCGCAGCAGCCGGUGCUUUCUCAUGGACCCACUGACACCAUCUCAAGCCCAAGCAACUCACCCGGCGCAGCCAAUAAUGGUCAGCUGACUCCAAAAGGCAGUGUGUCAAAACCAGCCAGAAAGAGGUCCAGGGCUUCCAAGAGAACACCCACCACCCUCCUCAACGCCAACGCCAACAAUUUUCGAGCCCUGGUGCAACAAUUCACGGGCUGUCCUAGCGCGGCCAUUUCCUUUGGGAACCAGAAAGGGCCAGUCAACUUAGACUUUGGAAGAGGGAGAGAAGAAAACCAGCGGAUUAUAUCUUCAUUAAUGACAGCACCUUUUACUAACAAUCAACAUUACCAUCAACAAUCUCAGUCUCAGCAGUACUAUCAACACCUUCAUCAUCAACAGGAGCAGCAAGGUAUGUAUUCAUGUGGCGAUGUUUUUGUUUCUCCAUCUAGCAACGUUGAGAUUGGUGACGGGUUUGGAAUGGACGAUCAUGUUUCUUUGCAUCAUCAAAUAGCGAUGGAUUCUUUCUCUGGUGAUGCGAAUAACACUGGCCAUGGUGGGUUCUUUUAGGAAAUUAUAUAUAGUGGACAAAAUUAGUUUCUUGACUAGCUUUUAGAAUAAUUAAUGUUCAUAGAUCAUCGAUCAAUCAGCUUUGUAGAUUGUCGUUCGAUCUACUUAAGUACUUCAUAGGCGUAUGUAUGUAUGCUGUCAUGAGAAUAGCAUGUACUCUCAUAUAUGGUUCCAUGUCUCAAACAUAUUGGAAGUAUGGAUGCAUGGUACCAUCUCAUGUGUUCUUUUUUGUUUCAUUUGUUGUUGUUUUGUGUUUGAAUUCUUAUAUAUAUAUUUGGCCAUGGACAGCCCUUUUUCUUA
Alnus glutinosa is the source of this 954-nucleotide messenger RNA. Its product is annotated as VQ motif-containing protein 22. NCBI's taxonomy places the organism in Eukaryota, Viridiplantae, Streptophyta, Magnoliopsida, Fagales, Betulaceae. The record is from RefSeq and is a predicted model, not a curated record. The transcript has a single exon. Bases 28 to 654 code for a protein of 208 amino acids.